GAUAGCUGACCACGUGCGAAAUAUAAAUAAAGCAAAAAUAUUUAUUGUUAUUUUUGUAGUAGAGUAAAAAUUUAAACUAAUUACAAGCUUUACUGUAUCUUUUUUCGGAUAGUAAAUCGAAAGAGACCACUUCCAAGAACCUGCUUUACUAUAUUUGGCUCACAGAAGAGGUUAAGGACUCAUAAGUUGAGGGUCUACCACGUGAUUGUGAUGGAUUGAAUUUUUUUUUCCGCUACAUUUUUUUUCUCCUUUAAACUAAGAAUAAAAGGGAGUUUGUUCCCCUGGGUGGAGAAACAUCAGCUGUUGAUAUUGAAGAGGUGAAAAACAAGAAAAUAUUACUACAGUUACAUGGUUUUUGACUUUUAUGGACAUAAAAAAAAACUUAAUUAAAUCUGUUCAAGGUUAAAUAUGAAUCAGCAAAUUACACUGUAAAUUAAAGAUUUUUUUAAUGUAUAUAUAUGUAUAAUAGGAUACAUCACACCUUUAAAAUGUAUACAAUCUUAGCUUACCUAGUACACCUAAGUAUUUCAAUUACAUCAUCACAAUAAUUAACUUAUAAACAGAUGAGUCAUGAUAUUCAUAAACUGUAGAAAGUUUGGCCUAUUGGCUCAGAUCCAACCUGAAUGUCUAGUAUAGACAUUGUGUCCAGAGGAGUGCCAUUUCUAGAAAUAAAGAUGGAUGCAGAAAGUGAUGUAACAACAGUACAGCUCCCUAUAGUUCGUAUGAAAAUAGAGGAGGAGACACAAGACGUGAAGAAAUAUGAAGGCAAGUCAAGAGAACGAACGGAAGAGCGGUUAGAUGAUGAUCAUCAAGGACAGCAAAUCAAAAACUCAUCACACGAAGAAAGUUCUUAUGAAAAUUUAAAGGAAAAUGUGAGCCCUUCAUCCCAGAUAUUUGAGAAAGUAGAUUCUUGUCAUCACAUGAUUGACGUUUGUAAUAUGGGUAUAGAGCAAGUGCAGUCGACUAUAGAAAUGGGAGAGAUUCAGUGUCAAGAUCACUCUCACUUACAACUCGCUUGUUGUUACAUAAUGGAACAAUCGUCUCCUUUAAAUGUUGCCUGUUCAAAAUCUGUUAACUUACACGACGAUGCUGUUACUGUAAAAUAUGCUCAAAUUCAAGAAACUCAAAGAACAAUGCAGAGGGAACCGACUUCUAAAGGUGAACUCAUACAUGAUGAUCGAAGCACAUGUCCUAAAAUCGAAGGGGAGUUGGAAUCAGUAAAGAUAACAGAACAGGAGAUUUACAACCAAGCUCCUAUCGUUCUUUACGUAGACGAAAAGUCAAUCACUAAAAGUAACUCUUCGGGGAGCCUUCAAGAAUCUCCAACCUUAGAUGAACCAUCGAAAAGUAUAGAACAGACUAAAAUGAUUGAGCAUAAAGUUAAUGAUCAAUCUAAACUCGAUAUCGAUUCGAUCUUUAGCACCGACGAUGACGAAUCCGAUAAGAGUUUAAGUAUUUUUCCUGAAAAACUUUACUGUGACUCGCCUACGUCAUGCCAUAAUUAUUCUUGCGCUUCUGAUGAUUUAGAAGAAGACAUUUUCUUAUCCAUUCCUUGUGAAGAUGAUGGCAAGAGUAACGAUCGAUCCGAAUCACCAUCAUCAAUUAAUUUAAAUACAUUAAUGUCCAAUCAUUCUGUUAGUGAUGUCCAAGAUGAUUAUAUGUCGGAACCAGAUAAGAAUGCUUCACAGAUUCAAGAAGAUAAAUCUGCAAGACAAGAAAUAACGAAAUUUAGUGAUAAAGUAGAAAAUUUAGUUACAGAACAAUCAGAAAUUGGCUCCAGGUCUUAUAAAUGUGACAGUAUCCAGAUUGGUACGGAUGAAGAGGAAGAUGAUUUAUCUUCAAACGAAAACAUUUCUACUGAAAAUGAUGCAAUAAUUAACAAAAAAGUACACUUAGACGAUUCUUUUUUGUAUACAUCUAAUGAUAAGUGCUCUUUAGACAUAUCAACAAAGGAGAACCGUCCAAAGAUAGAAUCAAUUCCAGAAACUCUUAGGAGUAAUGAUGACUGUGAUAUGUCGAAAGAAAUAUUGGUUAACCAAACAAAUAACUGUACUAAUUCGAAUAAUUCUGUUCACAAUUUGACAAGAAUUGUGGAAUUAAAAAACAGAGUUGAAGCAGAAGAAGAGACGUCAAAUUCUACGACAUCUUCAUUAUCGUCAUGCAAAAAUUCAGAACACCAAGUUGAAAUUCAGAGUGAGUUAGUGAGAAGUUCUGAAGAUAAUAAAGAUUGUGAUGAUGUAAAGAACAACGAUGAGAGCUGGGAGAAUUCUUAUAAUCAAAUAUUGGAGUCAAAAAUAGAUAAGGAGAUAAAUCAAAUGGAUGAAGUAACGAAUUCGGGUGAUGAUAAUCAAAAAUCAAAACACUUCACUCUCCCUAUCGACUGUUUAGAAGAAGACUCGUUUGAUGUUGAAAUUGGCAAUAUAAAUCGGUCGAAAUUGGGAGAAGAUGAAGAGUCAUCACCAGACUCGUCGCCGGAGCCAAAAUCAAAUCUACUCUUAGAUUGCUUUGCUGAUUCCGAUGAAAAAUCAGACGAUGACGUCAGCACGUGUACGGAAGUAGACAGUGAUGUCACACCGUCCAGAGAGAGCAUCCCGGAAGAAGUUUCUGAUAUAAUUCCAGAGUUAAGCUUCUAUCAUACUUGCAAGUCUGGAAAGGUGAGAAAGUUUUAAUAUUCUUUUUCUGUUUUUUACGUAGAUGCCAACUUAGUUUUUUUGGGGGGAGGAGAGGUCUGUGUAAACAGGUUAAAAGUAAAUAUUUUAGAAAAUAAAUUGCAAUUGGUAAAGUUAGGAGAUUUACUAGUUAUUUUUCGAGCUAUUUCAGCAGUUUUAAUUUUUUUUAACGAAAGAUAAAUGAUAUUCGGUGGCUUAAAAAACACUCUAUCGGAGAAACCUUGACAUUAACCAUGUUGUGUUGGGCGGUGAUUCAGUGUGGGCGGUCAUACAAGAACAUGCUUUUCAUAUUGUUCUUCUUCAUUACAUGCGUCAUUUGAUGGAAGCGUCUAUGUUUACUCUUCUUCCCUAUUGCUCUCCACCACCUGUCUAUAACUUGGCCUAGCAGCAGCUGGCCUUUCAGCUCCUCCUUUGUUCCUUUGUUUCAUUCACGUGUACCUUUACUUGACCGCCAAAACAAAAUCCUUAAAGUGUAAAAACUAAAAGCCGAAUAGUUCCCGUUGUGCGGUGUAUAACAAAGCCAAGUUACAAUGACUAAUGCAAGUAAUCUUUGUAUAUAUAUAUAUGUUUUUUUUAACUCACACUUUUGCUAUCCCCGAAACCCAU
Centruroides sculpturatus (bark scorpion) is the source of this 3275-nucleotide messenger RNA. RefSeq lists its product as uncharacterized. The record is from RefSeq and is a predicted model, not a curated record. NCBI's taxonomy places the organism in Eukaryota, Metazoa, Arthropoda, Arachnida, Scorpiones, Buthidae. Bases 624 to 2669 code for a protein of 681 amino acids. The transcript has 4 exons.